CUCUCACACUCUCUCUCUCUCUCUCUCUUACCCUCUCUCUCUCUCUCCUUCCUUCCUUCCUCCCAUCAGCUUGCCACCUCUCACUUUUGCAGCCUCUUCUCCCUGCUUCCCUAACCCAGAGCUCCCCCUCCUCCCCCUUGUCCCCUAUACCUUACCCCUAUAAAAUUGGGGUUGCUGAUAAGCUCCCCUACAUCCUAGCAAUCCCUGAGCAUCCUUUAUCUUUGCAGACUGAGCAGGCUCUGCCCUGCCACAUAAUAGCAAAAAAAAAAAAAAACCCCAUUCUGUGUAGCUUGACACCCCACUAUGUCUCCUGGAUCCCUCCAAUAAAAAAGGGGGGUCACAUCGCUUGACCACAUCUGGAUCCAAAGCCUGAAGACUCGAGGAACCUUUCUCUAGACAUUGAUCCAGACUCUUGGUGGGGGAGCCUUUCGAUAUUUUUUAAACAAAUAUUGAAAAAAAAAAAAAAUAUUUUUGGAAGGGUUCUUCCUCUGGAUUAAUAAUAUUAUUAUUAUUUUUUUUUUUUUUUUGCAAUAUUUUUUUUUAAACCAAAGAAGAGAGGAAUUGUCUAUCCUACAGACAUUGCAACCUGCAGAAGCUGGGGGUGCUCUGGGUGUAGCUGGUGACCAUGCACUCACUGGACGAGCCCCUGGAUCUGAAGCUCAGUAUAUCUAAGCUGCGGGCAGCACGAGAGAAGCGAGAUCGGAGUGGAGGAAGCCCCAGGAAACGCACUGUGCACCAUGAGCUGAUGAUACGUGAUGAUGGAACAACUGUUAUUACUCCCAUCUGCUCCUCACCCCCACCAGGGUACCUGUCUCGUUUUCGGGAUGGGGACAGCUCCCCUUUUUCUUCUCCUCCAGUGGUAGACCUUAGCCUCUCCCCACCUUCUGAGAUGGACUCCCCCAGCCGUGCAUCCUUGUCCCCAGAGAGGAUGAUGGGAGGGGAUAACAUACUGGACUUGCCAUCAUUGCGCUGCAGGGGAGACGCAACUCCCAGUCCCUUCCAGUUCUUUCUGCCCCUUAGCUCCGGAUUCCAGCUACCCCCAUCGGUGUUCCUUACUCCCCCCAAGGAGAAGAGGCUGUCCCUUGAAUUCACAGAACAGAAACAACUGGUGUGUCAGUGGGCAAAGUGCAAUCGCCUGUUUGAACUUCUGCAAGAAUUAGUGGAUCAUGUUAAUGAUUUCCACGUGAAGCCAGAAAAGGAUGCCGGAUACUGCUGCCACUGGGAGGGCUGUGCCCGUCGUGGGAGAGGAUUCAAUGCCAGGUACAAGAUGCUGAUUCAUAUUAGAACACACACGAACGAGAGGCCUCACUGCUGCCCCACCUGCCAUAAGAGCUUCUCUCGGCUGGAGAACCUGAAGAUACACAACCGCUCACACACAGGAGAAAAACCCUACAUGUGCCCCUAUGAGGGCUGCAACAAGCGCUACUCCAACUCCAGUGACCGCUUCAAGCAUACCCGCACACACUACGUGGAUAAGCCCUACUACUGCAAGAUGCCUGGAUGCCAGAAACGCUACACAGACCCAAGCUCCCUGCGGAAGCACAUCAAGGCUCACGGUCACUUCAUCUCACACCAACAGCGCCAGUUACUGAAAAUCCAUCAGCCACCCAAAAUGCCAACUAUGGGGGACAGCAGCUAUGCAAGUGGUACCCAACUCAUCAUUCCCAACCCGGCGGCUAUCUUUGGAGGCCAGACACUGCCAAUCCCACUGACGCCAGGACCUAUAGACCUCAGCUCCCUGGCUUGUAGCGGGGUCGCCUCAGCACUGGCAGGGUUAACAAAUCCCAUGUUGACACUGGCAGGGGCACCUCUGAACCUGGCUAAAGGCUCACUGCUGUCUCAAGCUUACUCGGCUGCUGGUCUCGGCCUACCUUUGGUCUCAUUGAUAACAUCGGGAAAAUCGGAAAGUGAGAAGAGGAAUAAAGGCCAAAAUUCAGAGGGUGUUGAGAGGACUGAAGGGUCAAAGUUGAGGCUUAAUUCAGCAGAUGGCCUCUCCCUCCUGCCUGGUGGAGUUUUAGAUCUUUCUCCUGGUGUGGGCUCAGAUUCUCUACUGCCAGGAUGGGUGGUCAUCCCUCCCGGUUCUGUGUUACUGAAACCCGCAGUGGUCAACUAAGGCUGCUGCAACUUGACACCUGUGCCCACUCAGCCUAGUCACAUGACUUGCCCUGGGUUCUGCCCUGGUUACAUUCCCAACCAUGUGAUUCCCGCAGACCUCUUACACAAGUAACACUUUACAGAAUGUGCUCCUUCAGCCUUGUGACCAGAAGGUGGCUCUGUGCUGAGGGUGUGACUGGAUUUAUAUUUUGCGUUACCUGCAGAAUCGCUUUUCCCUUUUAUAAGUGGGACCAAAACUGGCGGGUGGAAUGCCAAAUGCAAAUGUGAUUAUACCGUAAAGACACUUUCCAAGGACUUUGCUUUAAAGGAAUGUGAUGAAGGAGAGACAUUUAGAGGACUGAGGAGGAGAAAGAAGCACUUUGUGAGGUUCAGGGGGUCUUUGGAGGCCAGGUGAUGUUACUUUGUCAUCUGCAGACUUUUGUUUCUCAGAAAUUACGAGAGAAGGUGCUAUGCCUUCUGAGAAAAGCAAUAAUUUGGGAGAUGCUCCGAUCGAGCUGACUCUGAAAUGACAAGAGGGAGCGGAGCGUGGAUGGUCUGGGGGACUUGCGAUCUCUUAUCCACUCUCCAAUUCUCUGCCGCGCUCAAUUCAACUGAAAUAGAGCAACCUGUUUAUCUUGUAACAUUAUAGAAUUCAUGUAGGCCAUUCCAAAAAAUGUGCUUUUCUCAGGUCUUUAUUGUCCCAUGCUAUCGUGUUUCAGGUCAGCUGUGUGGGCCAUCUCUUAGCGAUGUACAUAUGGAUGUUUUAACCAGAACUCACAGGCACCUGAGCUCAUAUGUUGGGUGCAGGGUCCAAACAUGUAUUCCAGAGAUACAGAUGACUUCACUUAAUUGAUGAGUAUAGACUUGUGUUCCCUACUGUUAUCUCAUCUUGAAGAUGUGAUUAUAAUUGUUUUCUCUCCACGUUUUGGCCAAAGUGAAAGGUUCUUUCAUUAGCCUCUCCAUUCAGGAUGAGCUCCAGCGUGUUCGCAUAGUACAUGU
Messenger RNA from Rana temporaria (common frog), 3093 nucleotides. RefSeq names its product GLIS family zinc finger 2 (gene GLIS2). NCBI's taxonomy places the organism in Eukaryota, Metazoa, Chordata, Amphibia, Anura, Ranidae. The record is from RefSeq and is a predicted model, not a curated record. Gene Ontology annotation, molecular function: DNA-binding transcription factor activity, RNA polymerase II-specific; RNA polymerase II cis-regulatory region sequence-specific DNA binding. Gene Ontology annotation, biological process: smoothened signaling pathway; regulation of transcription by RNA polymerase II. Bases 626 to 2113 code for a protein of 495 amino acids. The transcript has 7 exons. Gene Ontology annotation, cellular component: nucleus.